Molecule: messenger RNA, 1728 nt
Organism: Colletotrichum abscissum
Lineage: Eukaryota; Fungi; Ascomycota; Sordariomycetes; Glomerellales; Glomerellaceae
Product: steroid monooxygenase
Exons: 7
Coding region: 1-1728 (575 amino acids)
Molecular function (GO): N,N-dimethylaniline monooxygenase activity; NADP binding; flavin adenine dinucleotide binding
Source: RefSeq, a predicted model, not a curated record
AUGGGUUCUCUCCCCGCACCCCCGGCCCAAGCCGAGUACCAGAUCUUGGAGAAGCCAAGCCGAAGCGGAAGAAAGCUCCGCAUCGUAUGUCUGGGCGGCGGCGCCAGCGCUCUCAACUUAGCCCAUGAAAUCGAUACCUGCAAGACCCUCGACCUGGACCUCGUCUGCUACGAAAAGAACCCUUCCAUCGGCGGCACCUGGUAUGAGAACCGCUAUCCAGGCUGCGGAUGCGACAUCCCCUCUGUCAACUACCAGUUCUCAUGGGCGCCGUCCCCAGAGUGGACGAAAUUCUACUCGAGUGCUCCGGAGAUCCUGCAGUAUUUUAAGGACAUCGCGGAGAAGUAUGAUCUCAACAAGUACAUCCGCCUCAACCACACCGUGACGGGAGCGUUCUGGAACGAGGGGAAACAGAAGUGGAGCAUCCAGAUCCAAAAGGCAGACGGCACCACGAUCGAAGACUCAGCCGAUAUCUUUGUCAACGCCAGCGGCGUGCUCAACAAGUGGAAAUGGCCCGCCAUCAAGGGCAGAGAAACUUUCAAAGGCAAGAUGAUGCACAGUGCCAACUGGGAUAAUAGCAUCGAUCUUACGGGCAAGAAGGUUGGCGUGAUUGGCUCUGGUUCUUCUGCAGUUCAAAUCGUUCCCAGUAUCCAGCCGAUCGUCGGUAGUCUGAGUUGUUUCAUCAGAAGUUCUUCCUGGGUCGUCGGCGGUUUCGGUCAGCGCUUUGCUGGAAAGAAGGGCAGCAACUUCGAGUACAGCGAAGAACAACACGAGAUCCUUCGAAAAGACCCCAAGAAAUACCUCGCAUACAGGAAGAAGAUUGAGUCCGAGUUGAACUCCCGCUUCCGCUUCAUUCUCAAUGGCUCAAAGGAACAGGCCGAUGCCAAAGCGUUCGCGGCCGAAGAUAUGCGCAGCAAGCUCGCCAGCAGGCCGGAUCUCCAAGACCUCAUCAUCCCGAAAGACUUCGCCGUCGGCUGCAGGAGGCCAACUCCUGGAAACGGAUACCUCGAGGCGCUCUGCGAAGACAACGUGAACGUCGUCUCUUCAAGUAUCCAGGAAAUCACACCCAACGGAAUGAAGACUGCAGAUGGAGUGGAACACGAGUUCGACAUUAUUGUCUGCGCUACGGGCUUCGACGUUAGCUGGAGGCCGCACUACCCUACGAUAGGCCGCGAUGGUGUUAGUCUCAGCGAGUACUGGCGGGAUACACCAAACACCUACCUCUCCAUGACAGUUGCCAACAUGCCGAACUACGUCAUCUUCAACGGUCCCUACGGCCCCUACGGCCACGGAAGUUUCCUCCCCAUCACCGAAACGGUGGCGAGAUACGUGAUGCAAAUGCUCCACAAGAUGUCAGAGGAAGAGAUAUCCUCCUUCUGCCCAAAGCAGGAGGCCGUCAACGACUUUGCCGAGCACCGGCGCAAGUUCCUGCCGCGUACGGCAUGGACCUCACCAUGCCGAUCCUGGUUCAAGAGCGGCACUGUGGACAAGGAGCCCAUGAUGUGGCCAGGCUCGCGUAUCCAGUUCUUCGAGACAAUUGCCACACCGCGCUGGGAGGACUACGAUCUCAAGUAUACGACGAGCAAUCGGUUCGGAUACUGGGGCAACGGCUUUGCGCAACGCGAGCAGGAUGGCCGAGAUUUGACCUGGUACCUUGGACUGAUUGACGGCGUUGAUGAGCAGCCUGCGCUGCCUGACGAGGAUUUUGAGGAGUUUCUCAUGAACAAAUAG